AUGCCAUUCAGAAAACAUUCUAUCACUCUUUGUGAACGUAGAACGAAGAAAAAGACACGCUCUUGGUUUGAUUGGGCUCAACUAAUUAUCGCUUUUUCUGUGCCUGUCACCAUCACUGUAUACACAAUACUUCAAACGAAGAACGAAGCUAUCAUUGCUGAACAAAAUCGUAUUCAAGAUCUAUCAAUUGCCGAAAAGAAUCGCUUGAGUGAUAUAGCUCUAUCCCAAGAUGAUCAACGCGAAGCAAUUCUCGUCGAAUAUCUCAAUUCAGUCGGUAAACUUCUUGACAAGUAUGGUAUGACACUCAAUGAUACAGCAGCUCGUCUUGUUGCUCGCUAUAAAACAUUGGCUGCUCUAGAACAACUCGAUCCGAAACGUCGAAGUCUUGUCAUUCGUUCACUAUACGAACUGGGUCUUAUAAAAUCACAUUUGCCUAAUGGUGAACCGUCAAAACAAAGUGCAACAGCUUGUUUUACAAAAGGAAAAACAAAAGAAAUUCUUGAACAGAUUCGUGUUUCUCAAACUUCUGUCAAGAUAUCUAACAUACCAAGAAAUUUAACGAUCGAACGAAUAACAAAUUUAUUUUCGGAUUAUAAUAUUAAAAAUAUUAAAGUACCAACCGAUAUAUUGAAUGAACCAUUCGGUGUUGCAUUUAUUCAAUUUGAAGAUGAAGAUGAAUAUGAAGAAUUUCUCCUUGACCUGACUGACGAAAAUAAAUUUAUAUUCGUUUCGACAAAUUAUUAUACAGGACAUCUUUGUGUCGAAAUGUAUGGUUUAUCAGAAACUGAUAUAAAUGAACAUAAAUCUUCAGCAUUUAAAGUAACAAAUGAAGAUGAUCCGAGUGAUUUGAUUGCUAUUAAAAUCGGUCAAGUUUAUAUUGACUUGAAUAAACAAUUAAAAUUUGAUUUAUCACAUGAAUUAGAAAACAUAAAAAAAAUUUGA
Molecule: messenger RNA, 942 nt
Organism: Rotaria sp. Silwood1
Lineage: Eukaryota; Metazoa; Rotifera; Eurotatoria; Philodinida; Philodinidae
Source: the annotation of a GenBank genome assembly